GUUUCCCCUGGCUGCGGUAGCUUCAUCAUGUUCACCAUUCAGUUUGUCAUCGGUUACACGGACGAAUCGCGCACUGGUCCGACUCUUGACUUCCCCAUAUCGGAACCAAAAAGCACCAUCGUGAUCGGUACAGCGGAGGUGCCUGAUAUUUGCCUGACUUCUUCGCUCUACAUCGGGUACUCCCAGCCGAUAGACGGCAAACCUAACACUGGUGACGAGUUCUUCCCAUUACCUCUCUACCAACUUGGAGAUGAUCGGAACCUGUACUCCUAUCAUGUGGGUGCGUCUGAUGUCGUCUUCCACUGGCCAACUAACUUGACAGCUUACGACGUCUGUGGCGUCCUCCUCGGUACCACACUGACAAUCACGGCCAAAAAAGAUGGUGCCACAUGGAUGGUGCCAAUAUCAAAUGGCACCACCACAUUCCCCAACCUGGCUCAUUCUCUACCAAGUUGGGUCUAUCUGAGGAUUGAUAGCUUAAACAUCACUCUGAUAGACUUCUACAUGUACCCAAUUGUUUAAGCGCUUCACUGCUGUCGUUCAAGAACGGUUCUCUGCAGGGGCUCAUGAAGAACUGCGCCCUAUGGAACCCUGCAUGUCAAGCCAUUUAGAGUUUCGAGUCAGGAGCUGUAAGCAGAAGUGAACCGGCCGGGUUGAAUAAAUGUAUUGG
Messenger RNA from Hyalella azteca, 670 nucleotides. RefSeq lists its product as uncharacterized. NCBI's taxonomy places the organism in Eukaryota, Metazoa, Arthropoda, Malacostraca, Amphipoda, Hyalellidae. The record is from RefSeq and is a predicted model, not a curated record.